AUGCCCGCAAGGCCGAGCAGUCCUGGAGAGUCAGACUUGCUCAGCACGACAGGUAGGCGACUGCUGCCAGGAAGCUCCAAUGACAAACCAGCAGACUUCGAGCUGUGCAUGGUUAUUCGUCUCGUACAUCCACUAGCUUCGGUAAGAGCUGCCAGCUGUAGACGGCCUCAGAGCAGCUUGAAGCGUUGUUUUCAAUUUUCCCCUAUCAGACUCGCUCAGCAGAUCAACACCAUCCUGAUUUCGAGCCUCGCCCUCAUGCUUGUUCUAUCUCUUCAGCCGUCACAUGGUCGCCCAGAUACGACUCCGCCGAUGUUCUCCUUCAGGGCUACUGACUCCUCGCCCAGGGCUGCGACUUUACGGCUUCUGCGAAUGCCCUUUCUCAUGUGUCUACUCGCCAGAACCAUUGCACGCCUUCAUCCACUUCCAAGAUCCUGUUCCUCACCUUCGCGACGCCUGCGACCAUGCCGUCGAGACGCCGACUUGGCUGUUUCGCUUGAGAUAAAAUCUGCGACAUCUCGCCUUCUGACAACCCACUCGAACGCAUGCUACAAUGGCAAACAUUCCUGGAUGGCAUGGUUUGAGCGCAAAAUGGUGGACCUUGACAAUCCGGUUGCGGUCACGAUGACUUGGGACGAAGAGUACAGCGAUGAUGACAGAACGAUGGCAGUGAGGACCGUCCAAGGCAAUCUUCGCAUAUACACGUAUCGAGACUUCAUGCCGAUUUGGGGGCCGCAAGUUCACAUUUGCACGGCGGAGAUCACGGAAUCUGAGCCAUGUCCACGAAUUGUAGAACGAAGGGCGUUGUUGACACACCUCGUGAUACUCCGUUCUAUGAAGGCUAAGAGCUGCCGCAAUGAAACGAAGCGCAUCUCGACCCUUAUGUCCUCUUUCAGAGCUUCAUGCGUUCGAUUCCAAGUCACGAUCUACAAUGACCUUUUUGAAUGUGAACGAGGGGAUGUAUUGGCACCUCCAAUUGAGAACGGCAAGGGGAGCCGCCCUGAAAAGAGUGAAUGGCCAGAAGUCAAGCAGUGGCAGUCGACUCAGUUCGAUUCCCGUAUCGAGAUUCGAAAGCAGCACGCAUUUCAACCGCACAAAAUACGGAGAAUUAUCCAUUGUAAAUCCAAAAAUACAUUCCCACUUUCGACCACUAUAUCAUCCAAAAAAAGCAAAAAGUUCGAGAAGUCGCACAUCUCUACAUCUUCACCUCAAGGUUUGCGCUGCCUUGAACUUCACGAGCCAUGCCGAGCCAAGCCAACCGCCACUGCCAACUGCGCCAACAAAGGAAAUAUACGUACCGAUUGCCCGAAGGCAAGAGCUUGGGGAUUUAGUUGGGUAUGUAUAGGCAAAUUGCUGACUAGCUGGGGGCUUGGCAACGUUGAUUGGGAUUAUGCCCUUUUCCUCACGCUCCUCACGCUCGUCGAUUGGCGAGUGCUUUGUCGGUAUGGUUUUCCCUUGGAGACCACAGCCAUCCCUUUGAUUCAGAGGGCACCUUCAGUCGACGCAAUCUUUCGGCGGAGCUUUGGCUACACUCUAAGACUCAGCGCCCACGUCACAUCCACCUUGUGUCCUCUCGCAAGCUUCAAACUCGGCGCUCUGACAUGCACCACUCUCGCCGCUAUCCAGCUACUUCCCGUCGAAUGCAGCCUCAACCGAUCAUGCGCGACGAAGAUGGAGAGGGUCCCAGACAGGACACGUUGGCAGCUACUCCAGCCAUUCGAACUCGCGCUUGCAAAGGGCUUCCGGCCGCCGAUAUCCAGAGAAAGGCUAAGCGCAAAACCUCGUCCUCGUAUCAGGCUUAGGAUCAAACGAACAGGAUUCGGCGCAUGGGAAGACCAGCGAGUUGAAACAGGAGAAAGAGAAGUUCAUCACGAUGGACCCGCCAUCACUCCGUUUGGUAAAGGCUGGAUUGAUCUGAAACUGAAGCGCCGCGAGAUCCCACGAAACAGCAAGCAGGAUAUCGAGGAGAUGAAUAGAACUAAGUGUCAGCCAGAGAUCCAUAUCCGACCUCAUUGA
Messenger RNA from Pseudocercospora fijiensis CIRAD86, 2013 nucleotides. RefSeq lists its product as uncharacterized. Bases 1 to 2013 code for a protein of 670 amino acids. NCBI's taxonomy places the organism in Eukaryota, Fungi, Ascomycota, Dothideomycetes, Mycosphaerellales, Mycosphaerellaceae. The transcript has 23 exons. The record is from RefSeq and is a predicted model, not a curated record.